AUGGAUUACGACGCUUUGCUGGAAGAGGAGGCUGCCGCUUCAGUCGCUCGGCCCGCUUCGAUCCCUGAUAUCGCAGAGGUGGCCGAGGGAAUACGCAUGAAUUUCGCUCGGCUUUUGGUGGCUGGCGGAUGGGCAGAGGCCUGGGGCGUCGAAUUCGAGCACUUAUUCGGGUCGACGCCGCUUGCUACUUCAAAGGAAGCCAUCGCCUCGUUUCCCCGGCACAAAUUCGACGAGCUGGCGGAGAAACAAAAGGAUGGGCAAUGCCUCGUCUGCUUGGAUGCCUGGAAAAAUGAGGCGGACAAGGAGAUUUUGGAAUUGCCCUGCCGCCACUUUUUCCAUUCCGACUGCAUCCUGAUGUGGCUGGAGAAGGCGAAUUCGUGUCCGGCAUGCCGCCAUCGACUGCCCACCGAUAACGAGAAUUUCAACGAAUACCAGCGUCAAUUGGAGCGUCGCGAAGCCCGACAGCGAGAUGUGGAAGAGCUGCACGACAGCAUGUUUAGC
This is a messenger RNA of Mesorhabditis spiculigera, 501 nucleotides long. The record is from the annotation of a GenBank genome assembly. Lineage: Eukaryota; Metazoa; Nematoda; Chromadorea; Rhabditida; Rhabditidae.